Pelobates fuscus (common spadefoot toad) is the source of this 2710-nucleotide messenger RNA. Its product is annotated as NACHT, LRR and PYD domains-containing protein 3-like. NCBI's taxonomy places the organism in Eukaryota, Metazoa, Chordata, Amphibia, Anura, Pelobatidae. The record is from RefSeq and is a predicted model, not a curated record. Gene Ontology annotation, cellular component: cytoplasm. The transcript is spliced from 7 exons. Gene Ontology annotation, molecular function: protein binding. Bases 1 to 2574 code for a protein of 857 amino acids.
AUGGAUGAUAUAAAGAAUAAAUACCAACAGAUUACAGACAGAAAUGCCCGUUUGGGAGACGCUGUUCCUCUAAACAGAAGAUAUACAAGACUACGGAUGAUAAAGAAACACCGUGAUCAAGAGGAGAGAGAACAUGAAUUAAAAUAUUCUGGUAAAGAACAUCGAGAGUUAAUGGACAGAUCUUCAGAGGACUAUUCUCCAACCACUAUCGAAGCUCUGUUUGAUACCGGUGAAGAUGGAAUCUGUCCUGCUACUGUGGUGUUACAAGGACCGGCUGGGUUUGGAAAAACUACGACUGCCCAGAAGAUCAUGCUAGACUGGGCCUCUGGAAAGCUAUAUCAGGACAGAUUUCAUUUUAUUUUUUACAUCAGUUGUAGGGAGAUCAAUCGCGUCACAGAUAAAAUAAGCAUUGCUACUCUUAUAUCCGGGAUCUGCGGAUUAAAAUGCCAACAUAAUCUGAUUAAAUCUAUUUUUGAAGAUGAUAAAAAAAUCCUCUUUAUAAUUGAUGGUUUGGAUGAAUUGAAACUCCCUUUUGGGAAUGAAGCAGAGAUUAAUAUAGAAGAUCCAUUCCAAGAGAUUCCCAAAGAAAAUCUUCUAAACUGUUUAUUCAGAAAACAGGUUCUUGGAAAGUCUUCACUUUUAAUCACCACAAGACCAUACACCCUGGAGAAACUAAAGGAGAUUAUCACAUUUCCCCGUUAUGUAGAAAUUAUGGGAUUUACAGGGGAAAACCGUGAAGAAUAUUUCUCCAGUUUCUUUGAAAAUAAACAACAAGCAGACAAAGCUCUUACUUUAAUUAAACAAAAUGACACUCUGUUCACACUGUGUGCUGUCCCUAUUACAUGCUGGAUUGUCUGCACUGUUCUUAAACAACAAAUUAAAAAGGAUUUCAGUUUGAUUAAUAACACCACCACCUCUGUUUACCUGCUUUAUAUAAAGAGCUUAAUAAAGUAUCAUGGUAGAAGCUCUGAUCAAUCUAUAAGCUCCUGUAUGAAGAAGCUCAGUGCUUUGGCCAAGGAAGGAGUAUGGAAUCAGAAAAUCAUAUUUGAGGAAGAAGACCUUGAAAAGCAUGGACUUACUGUGUCAGACAUUGAAUCUCUCUUCCUGAAUGAGACCAUCUUUCAAAGGGACAUUGAGACCAAAACCUGUUACAGCUUCAUCCAUCUGAGUGUACAGGAGUUCUUCGCUGCUCUGUAUUAUGUACUGAAUGAGGAGGCCGGGAGCGGGGAUAUCUCACAGUUUACUAAUUCAGAAGGGAAAGUCAGACCCCACUUACUAUUAACUGUGCGAUUCUUGUUUGGUCUUGCCAAUGAAAAACUAAAAGCAGAGAUCGGUAAAAUCACUCAGUGUAAAAUAUAUCCUGCAUUUAAAUCGGUCUUGGAAGAAUUGAUAGCACAAUGUAGUUUGGAAUACAGUCAUAAUAAUAUACUGAGCUGGCUGUAUGAGACUCAGGAUGAAGACUUUGUUGGAAGAAUGAUGUCUCAUUUGUCAGACCUGCAGGUUAAUUGGAUGGAAGAGAAUACAAUACAAGAACUAACUUACUGUUUGAUGAAAACCAAAUGUGUUCACAGCCUUUCUAUCAAUGAACAUUCACUUAAUUCUGAGACACUAAGAGCAUUAGCUCCAGGACUUCACAAGUGUUCAUCAAUUGAGUUGGAGGGCUGUGGUCUGACCCCAUCCUGCUGUGAGGAUCUACGCUCUGUUAUUAUCACAAACCGAUCUCUGACCAAACUGGAUCUGUCAGAGAAUUACCGUCUGGGGGUCUCAGGAGUAAAGCGUCUGUGUGAGGGUCUCAGGCACCCAGACUGUACCCUGCAGGAGCUGCGGUUGGAGGGCUGUGAUCUGACCUCAUCCUGCUGUGAGGAUCUACGCUCUGUUAUUAUCACAAACCGAUCUCUGACCAAACUGGAUCUGUCAGAGAAUGACCUGCUGCAGGACUCAGGAGUAAAGCGUCUGUGUGAGGGUCUCCGGCACCCAAACUGUACCCUGCAGGAGCUGCGGUUGGAGCGCUGUGAUCUGACCCCAUCCUGCUGUGAGGAUCUACGCUCUGUUAUUAUCACAAACCGAUCUCUGACCAAACUGGAUCUGUCAGAGAAUGACCUGCUGGGGGUCUCAGGAGUAAAGCGUCUGUGUGAGGGUCUCAGGCACCCAGACUGUACCCUGCAGGAGCUGCGGUUGUAUCGCUGUGAUCUGACCCCAUCCUGCUGUGAGGAUCUACGCUCUGUUAUUAUCACAAACCGAUCUCUGACCAAACUGGAUCUGUCAGAGAAUGACCUGCUGGGGGUCUCAGGAGUAAAGCGUCUGUGUGAGGGUCUCCGGCACCCAAACUGUACCCUGCAGGAGCUGCGGUUGGAGCGCUGUGAUCUGACCCCAUCCUGCUGUGAGGAUCUACGCUCUGUUAUUAUCACAAACCGAUCUCUGACCAAACUGGAUCUGUCAGAGAAUAAACUGCAGGACUCAGGAGUAAAGCGUCUGUGUGAGGGUCUCCGGCACCCAAACUGUACCCUGCAGGAGCUGGAGUCCAUCAAGGAGAAUUGGAAGAGUGUCCAAGCAGACCAAAGAGACCAAAAUUGACCUGAUACAUUCUCUGAACCCCCCUUUCAGAUACAAGAGUGGGGCGACCUUGCAUGCAGGUCCAUAUCGACCAGUUCCACCAACUGAAUAAACCCUCACCUAACAUGGAUGUUGGGAAUAAUACACUUUGCCUAUA